AUGGAUUUAACUAGUAGAAUUUACAAUUACUUUACAUCAUCACCACCAGUAACUAAUACUACUGUCUCUACUACAACAACUACUACCGUUGAACAAUUACAUCCAUCUACAUUUAUCCAACAACAACAGGUCAUCAAUCACUAUCACUCUUCACCAAAACCAUUGAAAUCACAAACACUAUGUAGACACUUCCCAGAAUGUAAAACGGUUGAUUGUCCAUACCUCCAUCAAAAGACUACUUCCUUUUCGUCCACUAGUACCUUUGUUGGUCAUCCUACUUCCCCUUCCCAUCAAAAGCCCACCUCAGAGACUCUCUGCAAGUAUUAUCCAAAUUGUACCAAGAAGGAUUGCACAUUCCUCCAUGAAUCUGCUGCUGCUGCUACCAAGACCGUUACUGCUACCAAGGCCUCAGAGACUCUCUGCAAGUUUUAUCCAAAUUGUACCAAGAAGGAUUGCACAUUCCUACAUGAAUCUACUACUACUGCUACUACCAAGACUUCAGAGAUGCUCUGCAAGUAUUAUCCAAAUUGCACAAAGAAGGAUUGUACUUUCCUCCAUGAAUCUGCUGCCAAGAGUGCUGGUGAAACUUCAGUAGACAAGGUUUGCAGAUAUUGGAACACGGACAAGUAUUGCAAGUUUGGUGCCGAAUGCAAAUACCAACACCCCACUCAUGUUCCAACCCUCGAUGACAUCCUCACCUACAAAUCGUCGGUCACUGUAAAGUCUGAUCCAGGCUUACAAGAGAACACCCGUCUCCCACAGGGAGUCCCUUCGGUACCAAAUGCAAAGUACCGUGUGAUGGACAACGGUCUCCUUAUUUGCUUCAUCCCCUUUUCACGUACCUACAACAAUAUCACCUAUUACAAAAAGAUUAAAUUGUACCGUUUCAACAAGACUAAACAACAGUACAAGAUGACCUUUUCAUACCGAGUAGAAGACUUUCACUUUACCACUGCUGCAGCUAGCAAUGGCUUCUUGGUUUGUUCAAGAUUACCAUUUGAUGCUGAUGUAUUAAAAUUAAUGGAAGAUCAUGAAGCUUCAAUCAAGAAAAUUAAAAAGUUGAAUGAAUCCAACACUGAAUUGUAUAAAAAGAAUGGAGAAUUAUUGGAAAAGAAUAGUAAACUUUUCCAAGAGAAUGUAGAAUUAAAGGAAAGAAAUAGAAAGUUGAUUGUCCAAACAAGACCUGUAAGAGUAUUCAAUUCAAGUUGGUCAAAUAGUUCAAAUUCUUCUGCUAGAAGAAACCAAAGAAUAUUUGCAAAUAUUAGAAGAAGAGAUCCAGUUGAUAUUCUCGUCUACAAUGAUAAAGCCAAAACCUUUGUUCAUGUAUUGGAAUACCACAAGCCAGCCGAUCAUGUCCAUCUCGAAGGAAAGCACCUUACCCUCUGGGACAAAGAAACCAAGAUGGCCCAUCAUUUUGAUAUCAAAAUUCAAACAUCUGAUGUUGGCAAUUUCAAUUUUGAUCAACCAGUAGAACCCAAAAAGCUUUGUGACCAAUUUUAA
Cavenderia fasciculata is the source of this 1500-nucleotide messenger RNA. RefSeq lists its product as uncharacterized. Gene Ontology annotation, molecular function: metal ion binding. NCBI's taxonomy places the organism in Eukaryota, Evosea, Eumycetozoa, Acytosteliales, Cavenderiaceae. Bases 1 to 1500 code for a protein of 499 amino acids. The transcript has 2 exons. The record is from RefSeq and is a predicted model, not a curated record.